Molecule: messenger RNA, 1131 nt
Organism: Prosopis cineraria
Lineage: Eukaryota; Viridiplantae; Streptophyta; Magnoliopsida; Fabales; Fabaceae
Product: PLASMODESMATA CALLOSE-BINDING PROTEIN 3-like
Exons: 4
Coding region: 286-876 (196 amino acids)
Source: RefSeq, a predicted model, not a curated record
CAUUUCCUUUUACGUACAUGAGUAAAUAAGCAUGCUCAUCGAUAUCAUACAUGAUGUGAAGCUACCUGGGCAUUAGUGUUGAGUUGAAAACUGUGCGUCACAUAAUAGAGACGCGCACACGCCCAUCGCCACCAUAUCAACUGGAAUCGCCUUUUUCUUGAGAGGUCUCUGUUCUUCUUUGUCUGUUCUUUCUUUCUUUCUUUCUUCCCUCUCUUGCCUCAUCAAACUAAUCCAACCUGAUACAGCUUGUUGGAAUCGAAAAGUGAAAACCCAUCAUCAACAAUCAUGGCUUUCUUGGUGUAUUUACUGCUUCUCUCAAUCUCAGCCUUGAUUGGCCAGUCAAGUGCUCUUUAUUGUGUAUGCAAAGAUGGUGUGGGUGAUCAAGUGCUUCAGAAAAAUAUAGAUUAUGCUUGUGGAGCUGGAGCUGACUGUACUCCAAUUCUUCAAAAUGGAGCUUGUUAUAACCCUAACACUGUGAAAGAUCACUGUAACUGGGCUGUUAAUAGCUAUUUUCAGAAAAGUGGUCAAACUCAGGGAAGCUGUGAUUUUGCAGGCACGGCCACAACAAGUGCUAACCCACCAUCUACUUCAUCUUCUUGUGUUUAUCCCUCAAGCAACACAGGCACCCCAACAACUGGUACACCAGGAACAUCUCCUUCCACCAUCUCACCACCAACCGGCACCGGAACAGGAACCGGUAUUGGAACCGGCACUGGCACCGGCACCGGCAAUGGGAGUCCUGUGUUUGGAAUUAGCCCAUCAGCAUCUACAUCACCAUUCAACGAUGGUAGCAAUGGGGGAAAGAUUCUUGUGGAAGGCACUAAACUACUGAUUCCUCUUGUUUUUACCUUGUGGUUAUCUUUUCUCAGAUUCUAAAAGGUACAGUGCUUGCUGUUAUUGUACGCUAGGAUUGAUGUUGUUGGUGUUGUUGUUAUUAUUUUAUUUUAUUAUUAGAAGGAAAAUACUGGUGGGGUUUGAUUUGUGGAUGAGAUUUUGCCACUGCAGAGGAUGGGUAGUCAUGUAAAUUUAUUUUCUGAUUUGAGAGAGAAUCAUCCAGAAACAAUACCUCAAUUGGGUUAAGCUAGAAUUUGUUUGGUUUAUUAUUGUUAUUAUUAUUUUUUAUUUUUCUUA